This is a messenger RNA of Drosophila obscura, 494 nucleotides long. RefSeq names its product peptidyl-prolyl cis-trans isomerase NIMA-interacting 4. NCBI's taxonomy places the organism in Eukaryota, Metazoa, Arthropoda, Insecta, Diptera, Drosophilidae. The record is from RefSeq and is a predicted model, not a curated record. Gene Ontology annotation, molecular function: DNA binding; peptidyl-prolyl cis-trans isomerase activity. The coding region runs from base 66 to 458 and encodes 130 amino acids. The transcript has 2 exons. Gene Ontology annotation, biological process: rRNA processing.
CCACCAUCACUAUUCGUACCUGCUACAACAGGUUAAAACCAAAAAAAAAAAAAUAAUAAAAUAAUAUGCCACCAAAGAAGGACGCUAAGGGCGGCAAGGACGCGGGCAAAGGCGGAAAGAAGCCAGCCGCAGAAGAUAAAUCUGCCGGCAAGGAGAAGAAGGGCGGCAAUGCCGUCAAGGUGCGCCACAUUCUGUGCGAGAAGCAGGGCAAGAUUAUGGAGGCCAUGGAGAAGCUAAAGGCUGGCCAAAAGUUUCCCGAAGUGGCCACCGCCUACAGCGAGGACAAGGCGCGUCAGGGCGGCGAUCUCGGUUGGCAGAUACGUGGUGCGAUGGUCGGUCCGUUCCAAGAUGCCGCCUUCGCCCUGCCCAUAUCGAAUGUCAACAAUCCCGUGUACACAGAUCCUCCGGUCAAGACCAAGUUUGGCUAUCACAUCAUAAUGGUAGAGGGAAAGAAAUAAUGAAUUUACAGAUUUUAUAAAUCAAAUUUUAAUGUG